UGGUCCGGGGGCGUGGCGGGUGCCGGCGGCGGGCCAUGGCGCUGGCGGCGCUGGCGGCGGUGCUGGCGCUGGUGCUGCUGCAGCGGCUGCUGCGCCCGCACCUCUGGGCCGACCUGGCGUUCGCGGCGCGGGCGGCGCGGUGCCGGCGGCGGGCGGGCGGCGGCGCGGGCAGCCUGGCGGCGCGGUUCCUGCGGGCGGCGCGGGAGGCCCCGGGCCGGCCCUUCCUGCGAGCGGCGGCGGGCGCGGAGCCCUACGGGGGGGCGGCGCGGCGGGUGGCGCGGGUAGCCAACGCGCUGCGGGGGCGGCCCCUGGCGGGGGGCGCGCUGGGGCCGGGGACCACCGUGGGGCUGCUGGUGGGCAACGAGCCGCGCUUCGUCUGGGGGUGGCUGGGGCUGGCGGCGCUGGGGGCCCGGCCGGCCUUCCUGGGCACGGCGCUGCGCCCCGCCGCCCUCCGGCACUGCCUGCGCGCCUGCGGGGCGCGGGCGCUGCUGGUGGCGGACGACCUGUUUGCGGCGGUGGAGCCCAUCCUGCCCAGCCUGCAGGAGGAUGACAUUGUGGUGUGGGUGCUGGGCGCGGGGCCGUACCCCCCCGGCGUCGUGGCCUUGCAGGAGCUGCUGGACGCAGCCUCGGACGAGCUGGAGCCCGAGGACGUCUGGCAGCCCGAGGACAUGAACGACACCUGCCUCUACAUCUUCACCUCCGGCACCACCGGUCUCCCCAAAGCCGCCCGCGUCUCCCACCUCAAGUCCAUCAUGUGCCUGAGCUUCUACGAGCUGGUGGGAGCCUCCAGCCGGGACGUGGUGUACCUGGCGCUGCCGCUCUACCACAUGGCCGGGUCCCUCCUGGGCAUCGUCGGCUGCAUCGGCAUCGGAGCCACUUGUGUGCUGAAGGAGAAGUUCUCAGCCAGCCAGUUCUGGGAUGACUGUCGUGCCGAGGGUGUCACUGUCUUCCAGUACAUCGGGGAGCUCUGCCGCUACCUGGUCAACCAGCCCCAGCGCCCUGGGGAGCGGGAGCACGGGCUGCGGCUGGCGGUGGGGAGUGGGCUGCGCCCCGACGUCUGGCGGAGCUUCCUCCAGCGCUUCGGCGCCAUCCGCAUCGUGGAGACCUACGGCAUGACCGAGGGCAACGUCACCCUCUUCAACUACACCGGCACCCCGGGCGCCGUGGGCCGCAGCAGCUUCAUCUACAAGCUCUUCUCGCCCUUCGAGAUCGUGCGCUACGACGUGACGGAGGGAGCACCAGUGCGGGACGCGGCCGGGCGCUGCAUCCGUGUAGGGACAGGCGAGACGGGGCUGCUGAUCGCCCCGGUGACCCCCCGGACCCCCUUCCUGGGCUACGCCGGCAGCCGGGAGCUGUCGGAGCAGAAGCUGCUGCGGGGGGUGUUCGCCGAGGGUGACACCUACUUCAGCACCGGCGACCUGAUGGAGCAGGAUGCGGCUCAGUUUGUCCGCUUCCGUGACCGCACCGGGGACACAUACAGGUGGAAAGGUGAGAACGUGGCCACCACGGAGGUGGCCGAAGCCUUGGUGGCCCACGAGUCCCUGCAAGAAGCCACCGUCUACGGCGUCACUGUGCCAGGCCACGAGGGUCGCGCUGGGAUGGCGGCGCUGGUGCUGCGCCCCGGCUGCCGGCUGGACGGGCCUGCGCUCUACCGGCACGUGGAGCAGCUGCUGCCGCCCUACGCUUGGCCCCGCUUCCUCCGGCUGCAGGAGCGCCUGGCGAUGACUGAGACCUUCAAGCAGCAGAAGGUGCGGCUGGCGCAGGAAGGCUUCGACCCGGCUCGUGUCCCCGACCCCCUCUUCCUGCUGGAUGAGACCACCAAAGCCUACGUGCCCCUUGGCCCCGCACUCUGGGAGGGGGUCCUGGAGGGGCGCCUCCGCAUUUAGACCCCACCUGGGUGCCCUGCACCUAUGGGUGUCCUGGGACCGGGUGCCCAAAGCACCCCAGGUCUGUCCCACCAGCACCAGCUGCCACGCGGGCUCCCUCAUGUCCAUCUGGCAGGUCUCCACCUCCAUCCCGUCGUCCCUGGGUACCCCACAUCCGUCCAGCUGUCCCCAGGUCUGUCCGGCCAUCCCCUGGUCCCCACAUCCAUCCUGCAGGUCCCCAGGUCUAUCCCACUGUCCCCAUGUUCACCCUACAGUCCCCAGGUCCACUCUGCUGUCCCCAGCUCCCCACAUCCCUCCCAGGGGUCCCCACAUCUGUCCUGCCAUCCUGCUGUCCCUAGGCACUCCACAUCCAUCCUGGGGGUCCCUACGUCCAUCCUGGGGGUCCCCCCAUCUGUCCUGCAGGUCCCCACAUCCAUCCUGCCAUCCCCAGGCAUCCCACAUCCAUCCUAGGCGUCCCCAUGUCUGUCUGUCCCCAUGUCCCUCCCGGGGAUCCCCACAUCCGUCCUGCCAUCCUGCUGUCCCUAGGCACUCCACGUCCAUCCUGGGGGUCCCCACAUCCGUCCUGCAGCUCCCUACAUCCAUCCUGGCGUCCCCAGGCACCCCACAUCCAUCCUGGGGGUCCCCAUCUCUGUCCUGCGGGUCACUGUGUCCGUCCCACUGUCCCUGCGUGCAUCCUGUCCCCCCUGUCCCCACCUGUGGGUCACCUGCCCCAGCCACCAGUGCCUUCCCCCCAGGCCAGAGUCCCCCUCUUUAUAUGAACAAACUUUUUCGGGUUUUUUUUUUUUCUCUUUUUGGGCAAAUAAACUUUUGUAGCAAGUCUCA
Messenger RNA from Falco peregrinus (peregrine falcon), 2708 nucleotides. RefSeq names its product solute carrier family 27 member 3 (gene SLC27A3). Gene Ontology annotation, cellular component: endoplasmic reticulum. The transcript has 10 exons. Gene Ontology annotation, molecular function: long-chain fatty acid-CoA ligase activity; long-chain fatty acid transmembrane transporter activity. Bases 36 to 1886 code for a protein of 616 amino acids. The record is from RefSeq and is a predicted model, not a curated record. Lineage: Eukaryota; Metazoa; Chordata; Aves; Falconiformes; Falconidae.